Molecule: messenger RNA, 2443 nt
Organism: Ylistrum balloti
Lineage: Eukaryota; Metazoa; Mollusca; Bivalvia; Pectinida; Pectinidae
Product: maternal embryonic leucine zipper kinase-like
Exons: 17
Coding region: 92-2107 (671 amino acids)
Biological process (GO): protein phosphorylation; intracellular signal transduction; microtubule cytoskeleton organization
Cellular component (GO): cytoplasm
Molecular function (GO): ATP binding; tau-protein kinase activity; protein serine/threonine kinase activity
Source: RefSeq, a predicted model, not a curated record
AUAUUAUGUAAAUAAGGAGUUUGUGUUGAUAACAUUAAUGCCAGACAUCUUGGACAGUGUAUGAGUUGUGACUGCGUCUACAGACUCCACCAUGACUUCAUCGUAUUCAGAGCUGCGGGGUUUGUACCACCUCAGGGAAACCAUUGGUUCAGGUGGAUUUGCUAAAGUGAAAUUAGCCUAUCAUGCCUUGACUGGAGAAAAGGUUGCCAUCAAGAUCAUGGAUAAAAAAUCUCUGGGGGAAGAUUUACCUCGUGUUAAGACAGAGAUUGAAGCUAUGAAAGUCCUGUGUCACCAACACAUAUGUAAAUUAUUCCAAGUCAUAGAAACAGACACAAAAUUCUUCAUGGUCUUAGAGUACUGCCCUGAAGGAGAACUUUUUGACUACAUUGUAUCAAAGGAUCGCUUGGAAGAAGACGAAGCCCGAAUAUUUUUCCGUCAGAUUGUGUCUGCUGUUGGCUACAUUCACAGCCAGGGUUAUGCUCACCGAGAUUUAAAGCCGGAGAAUUUGCUUUUGGAUGAAGAUCAGAAUCUGAAAUUAAUUGAUUUCGGUUUGUGCGCCAAGCCGAAGGGAGGUAUGGAGAAUCACCUGUACACUUGUUGUGGCAGUCCAGCUUAUGCAGCCCCUGAGUUAGUGUCAGGAAAAGAGUAUCUUGGAUCUGAGGCAGAUCUUUGGAGUAUGGGAAUCCUGUUGUAUGCACUUCUUUGUGGUUAUCUCCCCUUUGAUGAUGAAAAAAUACCACAGCUAUACAGAAAAAUACAGAGUGGGAAAUAUGACUCGCCGUCCUGGUUGUCCGAGGAGAGUAAGGACCUGAUAGCUAUGAUGCUGAAGGUGGACCCCAAGAGAAGGAUCACUAUACAGCAGCUUAUUACACACCCCUGGCUGACCAAGAGCUUCAAUAUACCUGUUGAAUGGCAGAGUAAAUACAAAAGAAAAUUAUUGGAUGAUGACUGUAUUACAGAACUGGCAGUCCACUACGGUAAAACAAAGAAAGAGAUGGAAAAUACUGUAUCAGAGUGGAAAUAUGAUUACCUGACUGCUACCUACUUCCUCUUGUUUGAGAAGAAACUGAAGGGUCGGCCUGUUCGCCUCUUCCAAAAGAACAGAUCCCAGUCAUAUGAGGACACACCGGCUGGCAACAGGAACAGAGCCAGAAGUCUGAGUGCAGAUCCCAACAAUCACAUCGAAGCAUCACCACGAAUGGCCUUGACCCCCAAAGACAAACAAAGCCACCAACAGAACUGUGAUCUAGGUCCUAGGCCAACACCUUACGGUUGUGAAGAGAGAGGACGACCACGUGCUAGAGAACGCCUUACGUUUGGGGCAAAGGAUGAGGAUAAGGAAAAUUCUCCAAUGGAGGAUAAUAAAAACUUCCUUGUCCCUCAAACCCCUAGUUACAGGACACCUAAACCCAAGUCUGUGAUAAAGACCCCUAAAGAGAUCAUUCUGGAACCUCCUCCGAAGCCAAGGUCACCGCUGAUGGCCAAGCAACUCCCCACAACUAUAGACGAUUCAUUAUGUACACCUGGAAAGAAAUCGGAUUUGUCUUACCUGAACUCCACACUUUCUCCGUCUCGGUCCUAUGAUUCUCAACUCAAUAAUCUGCCCAAGGAUGAACCACUAAGCGCAAGCAAAAAACAUGUGGAUAACUAUAACAGGGCUGCAUCAGUGGAUGAGGGUUUACAACGAGGGGAGCCAGAAACACCAGGCUCAGCUACGAAGACAAGAAAGGGCUCUGUGUUCGGAAGUCUGGAGAGAGUGUUUAAUAUGCUGACGCCUAAGAAACAAAGAGGGUCUACUGGGGAGGGACCAAGGAAAGUAAAGGCUUUACACAAUGUAUACAGAACAAGUGAAUUUAGCCCAGAUUUGGUGAUGUCACGGCUUAAAGGCGUCAUCGAAAAGAAAUUCAUACCUUACAAGCAGAGCGAUUACACCCUGCGGUGUACAGUGACCGAUGACUGGGGCAAAGUCAAGCUGGCAUUUGACAUGGAGGUGUGUGCCAUUCCAAAGAUGCCCUAUAUAGGAGUCUGUCGCAAGAGGGUUAAGGGAGACACAUGGCAUUACAAAAAACUGUGUGAAGAUAUCUUGGCUUCCACAAGACUCACAUAAGCUAGAUGCUACUCUCCUUAAGGACGUUUGACCUAUAGCCACCGAGACGCCAUCUUCCGCAAAGAUGAUUGACCUAGAUCCACCCAGAUGCCACUCUCCACGAAUAGGAUUGACCUGGAUCCAGUUCUUUAAGGCAUUCACAGGACAUAACCAUAGACACUGAUGGCCAUGAAGAUGGUUAACAUAGAUCCAGAGACUUUUCAAAGCAUGACAAGGAGCGAUGAUCGGCCUGGUGCUUAUUAAUUCAGGGCCAACGUCAGCUAUUUGUGAUAUACAUACCUUAACAAAAAGGUGUCUGUACUAGUAUAUAUAUAUAUAAAGGAUUGUUCAACAGGU